CAGGAUUAAGGUUUCGAACGAGCAAGCGUAUGCAAGACUCUGCCAUCCUCCACCAUGAAGGAGAUUCAGCAGCAGCGGAAACGGAAAAGUGAGAAGCUUUUGGACGCCGUCUCAGGUGCUCAGAAUGAGAAGGAGAAUGGAUCUUCUUUCAUAUCGGACUUAAAAAAACAUCCAGUAGAUGAAAAGGAGAAUGAUCAAAAAAUUAACGAAGACGAGGACGAGGACGAGGUAGAGGAAGAAGAAGAAGGUGAAACUUCUGAGGACUCUUUUGCUGGUUUUGAAUCUGAAGAGGAAUCUUUGCCCGAACUUUCACCCGAUGUUUCUGAGGACGAAAGUGACAUUGAAGAGAUUGACGCUGGUUAUUCCUCAGACUCUUCUACGGAGGACGGUCCUGCUCGUUUAUACGAGUCUCCAAAUGAGCCUGGCUUGUACAUUAAUUAUGACAUUGACGGUAAGAGAAUUACUCGUCCUGCUACUCCAGCUGCUUUGGAUUCCCUGAUUGCAUCUAUGGACAAGGGAAGUGGUUGGACAGGUAUCGUGGAUACUGCUACUGGUCAGCCAGUCAAUUUGACGGAUGAUGAAAUGAAGUUGCUUAAGCGUCUUGCAAAGACUGAGAUCCCUGAAGAGGGUUUCAACGUUUAUGAAGAUGCUGUCGACUUCUUCACUCACAACGUUCAACAAACCCCAGUCAGCAGUGCUCCUGAGCCCAAGAGUCGUUUUGCUCCUUCAAAACAUGAACGCAAACGUAUUCUUCAGUUGGCCUAUGCUAUAAAGAAGGGACGUAUUCUUACCGCCGCCCAGCGUGAAGAGCUUGAGCGUAAGGAAAGCGAACGUUCUUUCGUUGCGGAUAAGGAUCUUUGGGCUGAUGAUAGUGCUGUUAAUGAGAUGGCUAACCAUCCCAUGUAUGCCCCCGCACCUCGUCUUCCUCCUCCUACUCACGAUGAGAGUUACAAUCCUCCUGAAGAGUAUCUUCCUACUCCCGAGGAAGCCAAAGCCUAUGAGGAGGCUGAUCCUGAGGACCGCCCUAAAAAUUACUUGCCUCGCAAGCAUAACGCUCUUCGUUUAGUCCCUGCGUACAAGGAGCUUCUGAAGGAACGCUUUGAGCGUUGUCUUGAUUUGUAUCUCGCCCCUCGUGUACGCCGCAAAAAGUUGAACAUUGAUCCUGAGUCUCUUAUUCCCAAACUCCCUCUUCCAUCAGAGCUUCGGCCCUUCCCUACUCGUUGUACGAACGCUUUUGUCGGGCACAAGGGUCGUGUUCGUUCUCUUGAUGCCCAUCGUGAGGGCUUAUGGCUUGCUAGCGGUGGUGAUGACGGAGUUGUCCGUGUUUGGGAAAUCCUUACUGGCCGUUGCGUUUGGUCUAUGUCCUUACGUAACUUCAAUAACGGUGAGACAUCUGAAAACGACGAUGAUGAGGAUUCCACUGAUGAACAAAGUAUCAUUCAUGCCGUCGCAUGGUCUCCUAACACUGCUACACCUAUCCUUGCUGUCGCCGCUGAUACCAAGUUGUACCUGAUUACACCUCCCAUAUUCAACCCCGAACUGGUUGAGAAUGCAAAGAAUGCCGUGUCACAGGACUUUUCUGAGUCGGCUUGUGUGUGGAAGCAUUGUCCCAAGUCGCUCACCACCGUUUUGAGUGGUGCCGUUUUGCAUGCCGUUGUUACUACACAAUUUACUAUCAAGGCACUCUCUUGGCAUCGUCGUGGUGACUAUGUUGCUACAAGCUCUUCUGUUUCUUCAAAUCGCGCCGUCAUUAUACAUCAGUUGUCGAGGGGAGCUAGUCAAUCGCCUUUCUCGAAAGCGCGUGGAAGUAUACAACAAGUCUCGUUUCAUCCUACUCAACCUUACCUUUUGGUAGCUACUCAACGUUAUGUUCGUAUCUAUAACCUUGCAAAGCAAGAGUUAGUGAAAACGUUAAUUACGGGUGUAAAGUGGAUUUCUAGUAUUGACGUCCAUCCUAGUGGUGAUCACGUAUUACUUGGUUCUUACGACCGUCGUUUGUGCUGGUUUGAUCUUGAUUUAUCGAACAAGCCUUAUAAAACGGUGCGUUAUCACGAUCGGGCUAUUCGUGAUGUUUCAUACCAUCCUACGCUUCCUCUCUUCUGCUCGGCCUCUGAUGAUGGUAAUGUUCAGGUGUUCCACGGACGGGUUUAUAAUGAUUUGAUGGCCAAUCCACUUAUCGUUCCGCUCAAAAUUCUUGGCAAACACAAGGUAGUGAAUAGUGUCGGUGUCCUUGAUGCGUGCUGGCAUCCUCAAGAGGCAUGGCUUUUCAGCUGUGGUGCCAAUGGUGAAAUUCGCAUGUGGACUUAAGUCGAGGAUGGCCGUUGAAUAUCUCAAAAAGGAAUCAUUCACAAAUACUAAAAAAACGGACAAAUGAUUUCCAACUCGAAUACUGUGCAAUCAUUUUUUCGUCAAAAUCACAGCACAGCAUCAGCUUUCUUUCCUGUCUUUUACCACUUUAACCCUUAUGCGGGAUACGAAUGUCCUACAUGAGUUGCGGCGGUAUCAUACAAAUUAUUUUAGUUGAUAUUUACUUUACAAAUAGGGAUAUAUGGUUACUGAGGUUUUGUUACAAUUCAUUUGAUUAUUGAAAGUUUUAUAUAAUUUUUUUUUGGUUGUCUGAGAUUGUUGAACGUACAAACAAAAAAGUACGAAUGGC
Molecule: messenger RNA, 2656 nt
Organism: Schizosaccharomyces japonicus yFS275
Lineage: Eukaryota; Fungi; Ascomycota; Schizosaccharomycetes; Schizosaccharomycetales; Schizosaccharomycetaceae
Product: WD repeat/BOP1NT protein
Exons: 1
Coding region: 55-2307 (750 amino acids)
Biological process (GO): maturation of 5.8S rRNA from tricistronic rRNA transcript (SSU-rRNA, 5.8S rRNA, LSU-rRNA); ribosome biogenesis; rRNA processing
Cellular component (GO): PeBoW complex; nucleolus; nucleoplasm
Molecular function (GO): large ribosomal subunit rRNA binding; ribonucleoprotein complex binding
Source: RefSeq, a predicted model, not a curated record